AUGGAGGAUACAGUGAUCCGUGGCCUGUGCCUCAAGUCGCGGGAGAUCUUCCUGAGCCAGCCCAUCCUGCUGGAGCUCGAGGCGCCACUCAAGAUCUGCGGUGACAUCCAUGGGCAGUACUACGAUCUGUUGCGGCUCUUCGAGUACGGGGGCUUCCCACCUGAGAGCAACUACCUCUUCCUGGGUGACUACGUGGACCGAGGCAAGCAGUCAUUGGAGACCAUCUGCCUUCUGCUGGCCUACAAGAUUAAGUACCCUGAGAACUUCUUCCUGCUGCGCGGCAACCAUGAGUGCGCCAGCAUAAAUCGCAUCUACGGUUUCUAUGACGAAUGCAAGAGGCGCUACAACAUCAAGCUCUGGAAGACAUUCACUGACUGCUUCAACUGCUUACCCAUUGCUGCUAUUGUGGACGAGAAGAUUUUCUGCUGCCAUGGAGGGCUGUCCCCUGACCUGCAAUCAAUGGAGCAGAUCCGGCGGAUCAUGCGCCCCACGGAUGUGCCGGACCAGGGCCUGCUGUGUGACUUGCUCUGGUCCGAUCCUGACAAGGACGUGCAGGGCUGGGGCGAGAACGACCGUGGCGUCUCCUUCACCUUUGGCGCUGAGGUUGUGGCCAAAUUCCUGCACAAACACGAUCUGGACCUCAUCUGCCGGGCACACCAGGUGGUGGAGGAUGGUUAUGAGUUCUUUGCCAAGCGCCAGCUGGUGACACUCUUCUCAGCCCCCAACUACUGUGGCGAGUUCGACAAUGCAGGUGCCAUGAUGAGCGUGGAUGAGACCCUCAUGUGCUCCUUCCAGAUCCUGAAGCCAGCUGACAAGAAUAAGGGCAAAUAUGGGCAGUUCAGUGGCCUGAACCCUGGUGGGCGCCCGGUCACACCCCCGCGCAACUCGGCCAAGGCCAAGAAGUAGUGGCUGCAGCUGGGGAGCACUCUUUGCUGUGCCUGCUCCGCCAGCUCUGCCCACCACGGCUAUGCUGCCCAGGUUCAUGUCGUAUGGGGCUGCCUGGUAGAGCUGAACCAGUCCCUUUUUUUUUAAGAAGUAAACUAUCCCUCUGGGAGUUGAUACCAAAAAUCCUGCUCUGUGGGGGAGGGGGCUGGGAGGGGGAACAGGAAUUUUUUUUUUUUUUUUGUUUUUUGGAUAGUCCUUUUUUGCCAGCUCGGCCCCCGUCUCUCCCAUCUCCAUCCAAUGCUCAGUUUUUUGAAUAAACGUUUAACAGAAAUUCUUAA
This is a messenger RNA of Alligator sinensis (Chinese alligator), 1223 nucleotides long. It is a transcript of the gene PPP1CA, whose product is annotated as protein phosphatase 1 catalytic subunit alpha. Gene Ontology annotation, molecular function: protein serine/threonine phosphatase activity. Bases 1 to 906 code for a protein of 301 amino acids. Lineage: Eukaryota; Metazoa; Chordata; Crocodylia; Alligatoridae. Gene Ontology annotation, cellular component: nucleus; cytoplasm. The record is from RefSeq and is a predicted model, not a curated record. The transcript is spliced from 7 exons.